AAAAAAUUAAGCCAAUUGACUAGUUCAUGCGAAGACUACUUAGAUUACUCUCAAGAGAUUCAUCCUCCUUUAUCAAAUGGCAAUUUAAAAUUACCAUUUCAAAGACCCUUGAAGGAAUGUAGAACUUUUGCUUCCACUGCUGUUGAAAAAGUGAUUCUGGAUCUUUUACCAAAAUUCAAAAAUCAAGAUUUAGCUAGACUCUUUGAAAACGCUUUUCCUAACACCUUGGAUACAACUAUACUAUAUCAUAAAAAUGUCCAACCUUUUGAAACUUUUGUUGUAACCGGUGAUAUUCAUGCUCAAUGGUUAAGAGAUUCAACACGACAGUUAUCUGUCUAUCAACCUCUACUUAAAUAUGAUUCUCUUUUGAAGAAAUUGGUUAAAGGUGCAAUCAACACUCAAGCAAAUUAUAUUUUGGCCUCUCCUUAUUGCAAUGCAUUUCAUCCUCCAAUUAAUUCUGGUGUUAAAAGACAACCUUCAACUAUUGAUACUGUCUUUCCAGUUCCCAACUGGAAACAUGUCUUUGAAUGUAAAUAUGAACUAGAUUCAUUGACUUCCUUUUUAACUCUAACAACUGAAUAUUUCCAAAGCACAAAUGAUUACUCCUUUGUUAAUGAUAAUUGGAUUGAUGCCUUUGAAAAUAUUUUAACCGUACUAAAAAGAGAGUCCUCUCCAACUUUUGAUUCAAAUGGUAAUCUAUUACCAUUUUAUUACACCUUUCAAAGGCAAACUAAAUCCAGUUCUGAAACUUUACCUUUACAUGGCACCGGCAAUCCUGUUAAUUUCAACACAAAUCUCAUUAGAUCUGCUUUCAGACCAAGUGAUGAUUCAACUAUUUUUCAAUUUUUGAUUCCAUCAAAUGCCCAUUUAUCUGUUGAGCUAUUAAAAAUAUCUAAAAUAUUAACCAAAUUUGAAAUCUUGAAAAAACAUGCUGAUAUUUGUGAAAAAAUCGCUUUGAAUAUUAAAAACUCAAUUUAUAAUUUUGCUGUUUUUAAUCAUUCCUCAGUUGAUAAUGACGAUAACAAUCAGGUGUUUGCUUAUGAAAUUGAUGGAUAUGGUUCAGCUUUAUUUAUAGACGAUGCAAAUCUCCCUUCUUUAUUAUCAUUACCCGAUAUGGGAUUUUUGGAUAAAAAUGAUCAAAUUUAUUUAAAUACGAGAGAUCUAAUUUUAAGGAACUCAGGCAAUCCGUAUUAUCUAAAGGGUAAAUAUUUUGAGGGAAUUGGUGGUCCCCAUAUUGGAUUGAACAAUGCAUGGCCAAUGUCUCUUUGUGUUAGAAUUAGAACAACUGAUAAUGACGAGGAAAUUUUGAGAAAUCUUGAUUUGUUAUUAUCCACAACUGGUGGUCUAGGUUUAAUACACGAAAGCAUUGAUGUUAAUAGUAAAAAUGGGCUAAUCUAUACAAGAUCUUGGUUUGCAUGGGCAAAUUCUGAGUUUGCUAAAACGAUUUUGGAUUUAGCUGAAAGAAAACCUCAUUUAAUUUUCAAGGAUGAAUAUUCAAGCACUCUGUAUAGUAUUCAUGAUAGU
Ascoidea rubescens DSM 1968 is the source of this 1524-nucleotide messenger RNA. RefSeq names its product glycoside hydrolase family 125 protein. NCBI's taxonomy places the organism in Eukaryota, Fungi, Ascomycota, Saccharomycetes, Ascoideales, Ascoideaceae. Gene Ontology annotation, biological process: carbohydrate metabolic process. The transcript has a single exon. The record is from RefSeq and is a predicted model, not a curated record. The annotation marks the transcript as partial.